Molecule: messenger RNA, 926 nt
Organism: Trifolium pratense (red clover)
Lineage: Eukaryota; Viridiplantae; Streptophyta; Magnoliopsida; Fabales; Fabaceae
Product: 40S ribosomal protein S7-1-like
Exons: 6
Coding region: 168-743 (191 amino acids)
Biological process (GO): ribosomal small subunit biogenesis; rRNA processing; translation
Cellular component (GO): cytosolic small ribosomal subunit; small-subunit processome; ribosome
Molecular function (GO): structural constituent of ribosome
Source: RefSeq, a predicted model, not a curated record
AAUCCAAAAGAAAUCCAAGGACAAUUUCGGAAUAAGACGUAUCCACUAUAAAUUUGUGAACCCUAAUUUUUUUCCGCUAACACUUUCACUCUCUCUCUCUCUGCGGCUAAGCAUUCCGAAUCCGAAAAAGUGACAUCCUCCGCUUUCGCUUCUGCUAAGUUGUGAAGAUGUUCACAUCAAGGAAGAAAAUCAGCAAAGAUAAGGGUGCUGAACCAACUGAAUUCGAGGAAUCCGUUGGACAGGCUUUGUUUGAUCUAGAAAAUACCAACAAUGAGCUGAAAAGUGAGCUCAAAGAUUUAUACAUAAAUUCAGCAGUGCAAAUCGAUGUUUCUGCCAACCGUAAGGCUGUGCUUAUCCAAGUCCCAUACAGAUUGAGGAAGGGUUUCCGCAAAAUUCAUGUUAGGCUUGUUAGGGAGCUCGAGAAGAAAUUUAGCGGAAAGGACGUAAUCGUGAUUGCCACCAGGAGGAUUGUUAGGCCACCAAAGAAAGGUUCUGCUGCUCAGCGCCCCCGCAGCCGUACACUUACUGCUGUGCAUGAAGCAAUUCUUGAGGAUCUCGUGUUACCUGCUGAGAUUGUUGGGAAGCGUACUCGUUACAGAGUUGAUGGAUCAAAGAUCAUGAAGGUGUUUUUGGACCCAAAGGAGCGUAACAAUACCGAAUACAAGUUGGAGACGUUUACUGCAGUUUACAGGAAACUAUCUGGAAAAGAUGUUGUGUUUGAGUAUCCAAUUACUGAGGCUUAGGUUUCAUUUUUCUCAGUUUUGAAUUUUUUUUCAUGAACUGCCUAUGGUGAAUGCUUCUGGUUAAGUUUUGUUCAAGAGUUCUGAUUCUGAAUUUUGUUGACUUGAAAAAAAACUUUGGUCUAGUUUAUUAAUGUAGCCUAUGAUACAUUAUUUAUUAUAGGAUCCAAAUGACUUAUUUCUAUA